Molecule: messenger RNA, 7390 nt
Organism: Myxocyprinus asiaticus (Chinese sucker)
Lineage: Eukaryota; Metazoa; Chordata; Actinopteri; Cypriniformes; Catostomidae
Product: E3 ubiquitin-protein ligase MIB2-like
Exons: 20
Coding region: 525-3359 (944 amino acids)
Biological process (GO): protein ubiquitination
Cellular component (GO): cytoplasm
Molecular function (GO): ubiquitin-protein transferase activity; protein binding; zinc ion binding
Source: RefSeq, a predicted model, not a curated record
CUUCCCUCACUGCUGCUAGCACAAGAACUAGGGCUUCUGUUUUCAUGUCCGUCCACAGAAACACGAUGUCUUAUUUAUAGUUCUGUAUCGUCCGUGUGGCAUUAGUUUUAGACCCAAAGUGGCGAGCUUGCAUGGAACGUUCGUGAAGCGCUGAUGUGAUGGAUGUCCGGUGGCGCUAGUCUGACGCGCGCGGUGACACAUGCGCGUCUGUCGCUCGCAGCGCAUCGCAGCAAUCUACAAUCGGUCGUAAUAAGACAGUAUAACCUCACUGAUCGGUGGCCGGUGGAUUAAUGUUGUCGACAGGAAACUCUCUCACCGUAGAAAUUCAGCUCAUGGCAACACCUGCAGGACUAGAGGCAUGCUGCACAUAAUGGAAAAUCAACCCUGAUCUGUCUCCAGAGACCUCCCUACUCGGCACGCAUCCACUCCCAGUGCCUCGACCCCACGCAGCGAACGUUGCCCUCGCACACUCCCACAGGAAGCACAGUGAAGCGGGCCACGGCGGCCAGACGGCGCGCGGGAGCAUGGAGGUGGGCAUGCGCGUGGUCCGCGGAGUGGAUUGGAAGUGGGGUAACCAGGAUGAAGGCGAGGGUCAUGUGGGCACGGUGGUGGAGAUCGGGCGUCAGGGCAGCACCACUACACCCGACAAAACUGUGGUGGUGCAGUGGGACAGCGGGACACGCACCAAUUACCGCACCGGCUACCAGGCCGCGUAUGACCUGCUUCUGUACGACAAUGCACAGAUAGGUGUCCGACAUUCAAAUAUCAUUUGUGACAGCUGUAAGAAGCACGGCAUUAUGGGAAUGCGCUGGAAGUGUAAGGUGUGUUUCGAUUAUGACCUGUGCACUCAAUGUUACAUGAACAACAAGCAUGACCUGACGCACGCCUUCGAGCGCUACGAGACGGCACAUUCACAACCAGUGAGCUUGACGCCACGACAGAACCUGUCCAGAAUCAUUCUGAAGGGAAUCUUCCAGGGCGUGAAGGUGGUCCGAGGACCUGACUGGGACUGGGGCAAUCAAGACGGAGGAGAGGGAAAGGUUGGGAAGGUGGUAGACAUUCGUGGUUGGGAUCAGGAAUCAGGCCGCAGUGUGGCGAGUGUCACAUGGACCAACGGCACCACAAACGUCUACAGGAUGGGUCACAAGGGGAAGGUGGAUCUCAAAUACGUGUCUGAUGUUCAAGGAGGAUUCUACUACAAAGAACAUCUGCCCAAAUUAGGAGAGCAUGCGGAGCUGCAGCGGCAGGAAAGUGCAGACACUCACUCGUUUCAGCAGGGUGAUAAGGUCAAGUGUCUCCUGGAGGUGGACAUACUCAGACAAAUGCAAGAGGGACACGGAGGCUGGAACCCCAAGAUGGCUGAGUACAUCUCCAGAAUCGGGACAGUGCACCGAAUAACAGACCGUGGAGAUGUGAGAGUCCAGUACAGCAACAACAUACGCUGGACAUUUCAUCCUGGAGCUCUGACCAAAGUGAAUACGUUUGCGGUGGGUGAGCUGGUGAAGGUUCUUGAUGACAUUGACAGUGUGAAGAGGUUACAGGUCGGUCAUGGAGAGUGGACAGACAGUAUGGCUCCAGCUUUGGGACAGGUUGGGAAGGUGUUGAAGGUGUAUGCAGACGGUGACCUGCGUGUGGCAUUCGGAGGUCAGACGUGGACCUUUAACCCCGCGUGUUUGUCCGCUCAGCCCGGUGAGGUCGAUGCCAAUCUGAUGACCGCUGAGAACUCCAGCGAAUCAGGAAGUACGGUUAUUUCAGUCCUGGAGAAGUUGCUGUCUCAGUCCACAGAGCAGGAUCAUCCAGGACGGCUGGUCAUCGAGGCGGCGCAUGGCAGUGCCGUUAAAGUGCGUGAACUGGUGCAGAAAUACCCCGACAAGGUCGAUAUAAAGAACCAGGGGAAGACGGCUCUGCAGGUGGCCGCUCAUCAAGGUCACUUGGAGGUGGUGAAGGUUCUCCUGCAGGCCAACAGCAGCAUUGAAGCUAAAGAUGAGGAUGGAGAUGCCGCGCUACACUACACUGCCUUCGGGAAUCAGGCAGAGAUUGCGCGUCUGUUGCUCAGUAAAGGAGCCAGUGUGAAUCUGUUGAAUAACUCCAUGUGUACAGCUCUGCACAUCGCUGUCAAUAAAGGUUUCACCGAUGUUGUGAGAGUGCUGACAGAACACUCGGCUGACAUCAACCUGCAGGACUCGUAUGGAGAUACACCAUUACAUGACGCCAUCGCUAAAGACUUCAGAUGCAUCAUCGAGAUUCUCACUGUGGUGCCCAACAUUGAUUUCACCCAAAAGAACAACCGUGGCUUUAACCUGCUGCAUCACGCCGCCCUCAAAGGCAACAAACCAGCAACAGAGAUGAUCUUGGCGCGAGCACGACAGCUGGCUGACGUUAAGAAAGAAGAUGGUUUCUCUGCGCUGCAUCUGGCCGCCUUGAACAACCACCGUGAUGUAGCUGAGAUACUCCUCAAAGAGGGUCGCUGUGACAUCAACAUCCGGAACAAUCGCAAUCAGACACCGCUGCAGUUGGCCGUGACUCAGGGUCAUGUGGCUCUUGUGAUGCUGCUGGUGACGGAGGGUGCAGACGUGAACGCGGAGGAUGAGGAUGGAGACACGGCCAUGCACACGGCCCUGAGCAGACAACAGCUGACAGCCGUCAUGAGCACUGGCGAGGGCGAGGGAUCCAUUCUGUAUGGCAGGUUGUGCAGCUCAGGUCUGAUGGGGAACACAGAACUGAAUGUUGGCGCUGCUAUCGCGUGUUUCCUGGCACAGGAAGGGGCUGAUAUCAGUUAUGCCAAUCAUAAAGGUAAAAGCCCUCUGGAUCUCGUGACAGACACCACAGUACAACAACUCAUCAGGAGCUUCGCCGAGAAACGCAGACUUCAGGUGGUCACGUGCGGGACGGGUACGAGCAGCAGCAGUCUGAGGCACGUUCACACCACACCCAACACCAUGACUAACCUGGCCGUGCCGAGUGUGAUGGGCCCCAGCGAGUGCCUCAUCUGCUCUGAGCUCGCACUCCUCGUGCUCUUCUCUCCUUGUCAACACAGCGUCGCCUGCGAGGAAUGUGCUCACAGAAUGAAGAAAUGUAUCCGGUGUCAGGUGACAAUAACAAAGAAAAUUCGACAAGACCAAACGGAGGUGGAGUGCAGCCCCAGUUCAGAGAACUCAGAGCAGCAUAACCUGCUGGAGCAGCUGCAGUCACGUUACAGACAGAUGGAGGAGCGCAUCACCUGUCCCAUCUGCAUUGACAACCACAUCAAGCUGGUGUUCCAGUGCGGCCACGCGUCCUGCAUCGACUGCAGCGCCACGCUCAAAACCUGCCCCAUCUGCAGACAGACCAUCCACGAGAGAAUCCAGCUGUUUGUCUGACAGACGGCGAGUGCAUGUCGUGUCCAAUCAGAGUGAAGGACGGUUGGCUGUUUGCACUUCAUAGUCUGUCCUGUCGAGCGUCUUCAUUUAGCCAUUAUACUGAAUGGUGCCGCCCAAAAGUGCUGGACCAGUGAACGGAGGGCGGUAUAUGGCGUUUGGUUUUGUUUGACAACACUUGCUUGUCUCUGUGUGUAUCAUCUCGUACAUCAUUGGAGGUUUUCAGCGAUGGACAAGAGAAAAUGUGAUUCAGGAGAGUUUGGACUCAGUGAUGGAUUUGUGUAAUAUGUUUCUUGGCGAGUGGCGUGAUGAAGUGUAGAGCAGUCUGUUUAUUGGUUCAUUAGAGAUCACCAGAUGUACUCCAGAGCAAACCACAACACUUACAUACUCUGCAAAAGACCCAAUUCUUCUGGAUAAUGUCUCUGGGAGCGUCUCUUCUUUAACCGAUCUGUGAGUAGAUUAGUAGAAUCAGAGCACUAUGGGUCAAUCUCACCUAACCUGUCGAGAACAAUGCAAGAUUUUUUGCAUUGUGAAUUUGUGACAAAUAUUUUAUUAUUUUUGACCCUUUCCACCCCAAUUCUUUACUGGAAUUCACAAAAUCUCACUGCAAUGUGAAGUAAAUUUACUUUGUAAAAAAUGCCAGAAAUUUAUGUUGCUUUAAAUGAAAUGUUCUUUACUGUAAUACAUUCUAAAAUUAGCUGAAUUACAGAAAUGAGAGUACAAUGAGAAUAAAAAUAUAAAAAUAAAAUAAAAACUUUUGUACUUAAUUGUCAUGAAAUCUUUAAUUUAUUCUGAUUUAAGAAAAAUCGAUUUAUGCUGAUAUAAGUAAAAGGUAUCUUUAUUGUAAUUCAGAAAAGAUGACUGCAGAGAAUCCUCAAUGAGAUUAAUGAGAAUUACAAACAAACUCAAAACUAAAACAUCUGAACGCUUAACAGUACUGAGAGUUUGGAGGGGAAAUGCUCCUAAUUGUCAUGAAAUAAAGUCACAAAGCAAAAAAUCAUAAUAGUCCUAAAAUUGGCUUUGUUUUCUUUUUGCCAUGAAUAAUUUCAUAUUUUUGGGGGUGAAUUGUGACCCGGACAUGUUUUCACCCAAGAGCCACCUCUAUUUGAAUUAAAUGAGUAGAAACCCGUCUCCUGUAUGUUGAUCCAGGGCUGGCUGCUUUCCAGACCUCUAUCUCACUCCUCAAACACUAUCGUAAAGCAAUCUGAGGUCAGUCUAAUCCACAUCUAACAGUCGUAUCCCAGCAUUCCUGUGAAUGCCGUUGAAACGGUCCACUAUGUUCUUUUCAGUCCACGCGUCAUUUGGGACGUUUGCCAUUGUUUGUGAGGUGAUGCACAUGUACAUGUACCAUAUGCCUGUACCACGAGCAAGAGAUAUACAUAAAAAUGCAUGCUGGUGAGCAUAUUAUCUAAGACAAAUAUUGUGUCAUGGAGACCAUUUGUAGUGUAAUACAUACGGGCGUAUUUUCUACUCAUGUGAUGACGGCUGUCUGACAGAAAGUGUUUUUAAGACCCUCAAUAGUAAUCCAGUAGAUUCAUUUGUCAGCAAAGUUGCAGAAUGCUUCCUAAUAUGAGGGGUUAUUUAGUGUCCUUGUGCUUCAUGCAAGUCAAAUUCAAACGUUGAAGGUUUUCAAAGUAAAACAAGCUGUCGCAUGCUGAAUUGGCAUUUAAUCACGUGCAGGAGAUAAAUGAUAGAUAUCAACAAUAGUUCUGUUUUCACUAGUUAAAAUGCUAAUUCUUGAGAGGAAUGCAAUUGGAAUGGAAUUACAACCAGAGAAAAGAUAUCUGUAAAUUAAUUUCAACAUGUUAGAUUUGGUAUUUAACAUAUCAGUAAAUUGAAGAGUAAGUAAAGAUACCAUCAAAUAAUAUUAUAGAUAUCUGAAAAUAACGUUGCCACUAAUGAAAACCAAAUUACAGACAUAAAAAUUAGCAUGUUUACAGUUGUAAUUCAGUUGUUGAUAUUGGGAAUGAACAUUUGCAAUUGCGACUGGAAUUAUUGAUAUUAUAAAUGAUUAUUUUCACUAGAAAAAUUUGGAAUUUCAGCUAGUAAGAAAUGGAUUAUAGAUAUCUGCAAUUGCUUUUGAACAGGAGUGGAUGACAGAUCAUUCUGCUAGUGAAACUGCAUUUACAAUAGAAUAUUUGAAUAGUUUAAAUUCCAUUUUUCAUAUCAAGAAUGUGUAUUUUUGUGAAAUGAGUAAUGAAGUCAUUUUUAAAUAAAGAUUUCAUGUUAUUACUAGUGCAAAUGUAAUCACUGAUAUCAAAAAUAGUCAAGAAUUAGCAUUUUAAGUAGUGAAAAUUGAAUGUUGCAAUAAAUGUUGUAACUGUAAAUUUUACAAGCUCAUCCAUUGGCGAUGCAUGUAAUUCUAUACACAGUACUUGUCUCGUGUAUAUCAUAAACAGUAAUGCGUUGGUAUUGACAUCACACAAGGAGAACAAAAGAAAAUCUGAUCUGAAUUUUAAAUUCUUCAAGGUGAUUACACGACGCAGAUUUACGAUUUGUCAUCACAGACUGAUCGAGCACUCUUAGCUUUUUCAGUCAGAACGAUUUGUGCUCAGAAUUCAUCACUGUUAAAAUAACAUGAAUGUGAGUAGAUAAGAAUUCAGAUUUUUGGGUGAUCUCAAAAUGCUUAUUGCUUUUCGCCAACUAUUACAAUGUAAAAACUGAGUUAGAAAGGCAGUUGAGUGUGCUUUGUAGAGAAGUUUUUGUUUUGUCAUUGUCAGUCAACUAUUUGAAAUGUUCCCCAUAUCCAGCAUGAAUUAGGCUUGUAGCUACUUCAGCUUCGUGCAUCCCCUCCUAUAGUCUAAGUGUCCAUUAUGUGUUUUGUUGCAGAAGGGCUUACUGUAUGCAUUUAAAAAAUGUAUUCUGUUUUAAUGUGUUCAUCGUCUCGUGACAGGGGUUUUGAAGAUCCCAGUUUCAGGAUAGCCAACAUAAAAAUGUAUAUUUGAAUGUUCAAAGUGGUAUCUUGCUGUGCCCCAACCGCUGCAACGUACUGCAGUUUGUGAAAAAGUUGAAGGCGAUAUCAGUGCCAAAAUUCGUCAGCGUGUGCAAAAGAGCACACUUUCUUACAAGAGCGUCAUAUCCAUAUGAAGCCUUUGUAAUAUUCUGAUUUCAUUGAAUUGGUCUGUUCUCGUCAAGAAGUCAUUUUGCUUUGUAAUUUGUCAAAACUGAACAUUUGUGUUGGGUUUUAUUAUUCUUACUAUUAAUUCUCAAUGAAAAGGACAAUGGUUUAACAUCAAAGACAGCCUUCACUUUUGUUACAGUAGAAGGACGGCUUGUUGUUAAGUUUUAAGAAGCUUAUCUGCUACCAACUCUUAAAAUACCAUUUCUGCCCUUUACAGAGAUCAAUUCCACUGGAUAUUACUCUUAAAAGAUUACAAUACCCAUGUUAGAAAUUAUUCCUGUUGAAGUUAUUAUUAUAUACAAAGUAUCCUAGGUUUGAAAGACUAUGUAAAUGGCAAGGCAUCAUGUAAAUCAUGUUAUCAUGUUCAAUCAUUAUUGAGCAUGUGUAUUCAGAUAUAUUUUGGUUCAAAACUGACACUGAAUUCCUCCAUUACUGAAUCAAAAUUAUCAUGUGAAUGUUAGUUAUGUUUGUGAGAAUUCAAAUACAGGAUUGUUUUGUUUGGAAAUUGGAAUAUUGACAAUCUUAAAUCCUUCCAUGUAUGUAUUACAUAUAAAUCAAACAAACAAAAUACAUGUGAGUUGUCAGCAGAUAAGUGCAAAAACAUGGUUGCGGAUUAUAGAAAUUGUAUGUUGAGUUGUGCUCUAAGGAAAGUGUAUGUCAAAAGGUUAUUUAAGCAAAAAAUGUUGUUUGUACAGUUCAGUAUGUGGAGUUCUUGCUGUCCAUUUCCUAUAUUUAUUUUGCUUGUUUUUCUUUCUCAAUUUUUUUUUCCAAGUUUUAUUCUGUAAAAAAUAUUUUGCAGUAAAUAUUGAACUGUUUUAUAAGCAUAUAUGUAUGGUUUUUGUUUUGUUUAUUUAUUGGGAGCUGUAGUGUAGGGAUCGAAGGAUCUCACCAAUGAAUAAAAUGGAUGACUUUA